AUGAAGUUUUAUUUGAAGAUUAAAUACCAUAUUCCGAGCCUCAACACAUUGACGCAUUUGAGCUUGAUACGUUGUGGGCUUACUGGCCGAAUACCAAGUGAGAUUGGGAACAGAUCUGAAAAUUAUGCUCUUAGCGGCCCAAUUCCAAGUGAGAUUGGCAACAUGUCUAGCUUGACAUUUCUAGACAUAUCUGGUAAUUAUGCUCUGGAGACGAGGCAGUCGAGCUCGUGGAUACGAAAUUUGCGAGGGUUGGAGCACCUUGGACUAGCAUAUGUGAAUCUGACAAGAGACGUGGUAGAGAGUGUUGCUUCUCUUCCCAAUCUUACAUCACUUGUCAUGUCUGAUAUGCCAGAUGUGGGAGGAGUGAUUCCAAAUUCUAUUGGAAAUAUGUCCUCAUUAACUGCCUUAGAUCUUUUUCAUAACAAUAUUGAAGGUAGACUUCUAGAUUCUAUGGGGAAUAUGUCCUUGUUGACCACCUUAGAUCUUUCUUAUAACAAUAUUCAAGGUAGACUUCCAGAUUCUAUGGGAAAUAUGUUCUCAUUGACCAGAUUAGAUCUUUCUUCUAACAAUAUUGAAGGCAGUCUUCCAGAAGGCAAUCUUCCAGAUUUUAUUGGAAAACUCUCACAGUUGGAAUAUUUGGGUCUUUCCAGAAAUUCACUAAGAGGCAACAUUCCAUGGAGCUCUUUAGGUGGGCUACCAAAGCUUUCAUACCUUUUUCUUGGUUCAAACCAAUUAAAUGGAAGCAUACCAUCUACUUUUGGUAAUCUCUCAUCUUUGAUCAGUCUUGAUGUUUCAAAUAAUUCUUUAAGUGGCACAUUUUUACUCUCUCAACUAGAAAAUUUCACAAAGAUUCGUUACUUGAGUCUUUCUGAUAAUUUCUUGAGGGUGAAAGUUGAAGACUUUUGGAUCCCAAGAUUUCAACUUCAAGCUUUGUAUUUGAGUUCUUGUAAUAUGGAUGGUGAUUUCCCAUCUUUCCUAUCCACCCAAUACAAUAUAAGAGAACUCGACUUGUCCAACAAUUCUCUUGGUGGAAAUGUUCCUAAUUGGUUGUGGGGCCUUACAUCUUUCUACACACUCAAUCUCUCAUGUAAUCAAUUUGGAGGAAAGCUUUUGUCAUCAAAGUUCGGUAAGUUGAAUGCUCAAUAUGUUGACUUACAUAGAAACAAGUUACAAGGGAAUGUUUUAGUUCCUCAUCGUGAUGUGCAAUUCUUGGACAUGUCUGAGAAUCAAUUUGAUGGCAUCAUUUCAGAAAACAUUGAUGACUAUGGCCAGAGUCAACUCAAUUAUUUGUCACUUGCAAAUAAUAAUAUGAGUGGUGUCUUUCCACAUUCUAUUUGUGAAGGAGAUCACUUGGAGGUUCUAGAUGUGUCAAAUAACAGGCUCACAGGUAAUAUUUUUGCAAGUUUUGGGAAUUGCUCAACAACACUAGAAGUGUUAAAUCUAGAAAAUAAUAAUUUGGAAGGUGAGAUUACAAGAAUGGUUUGUCUUCAAACGUUGAAAUUAGGAGGCAACAAACUACAAGGUACAAUUCCAUCAUCACUUAAAAAUUGUACUUCUUUGGAGAUUCUAGAUUUGGGAUAUAAUAACAUGCAGGGAACCAUCCCAAAUUGGAUAGGGAAGUUAAUUGGUCUUCGAAUUUUGGUGUUGAGAUCUAAUAAAUUCAAAGGUGGAAUACCCUUAGAGUUGACAAAAUUAGAAAAUCUUCAAGUCUUGAUUUUGUCAAAUAACAAUCUAUCUGGAGCUAUUCCAAGUAGCUUAAGAAACUUGAGAGCAAUGACAAAUCAAACACAAAGUGCAAAUGUCCUCCUUCAAUACUCAAAUUCAAGCUCAAUGCCUUAUUUAGAUAAAAUUGAAAUAAACAACAAAGGGCUAGUUCUAGAAUAUGUGAAAUCUUUGGCAUUGGUUCGGUGUCUUGAUCUCUCAAACAACAACUUCUCAGGUGAUAUUCCUCAAGAAAUUGGAUUCCUCAUUGGUCUAAGGAUUCUUAAUUUGUCAAUGAAUCAGCUCCAUGGAAAAAUUCCUACUUCUUUUGGGAACCUUGUGCAAUUGGAGUCACUUGAUCUUUCAGAUAACAAUCUUAUUGGAAAUAUCCCUAAUGAACUACAAUCUCUCACAUUUUUGAGUUACUUGAACAUAUCUUGUAAUAAUUUUUCAGGUAGAAUACCACAAGGAGCUCAAUGGUUAACAUUUGAUGAGAGAUCAUUUUCAAACAAUGCAAACCUUUGUGGAGUUCAAAUGAACAUAAAUUGUUCACCUUCUCCUCCUUCAAAUCAAAUUUAUGAUGAAGAUGUGAGUGAGCACGAGUGGGAGGAACAUGCGUGGUGGGAGGUGGGAAUUGGAUUGAGCUUUGGAUUUGGGUUUUCAAUUGUUAUUGGAGUAUUAUGUUUCAACAAAAAAUGUAGAAAAAGAUGUUUCAAAGUUAUGGAUGACAUUAUUGUCAUUCUUGAUCAAUCUAUUCAAAAAUAG
Molecule: messenger RNA, 2466 nt
Organism: Cryptomeria japonica (Japanese cedar)
Lineage: Eukaryota; Viridiplantae; Streptophyta; Pinopsida; Cupressales; Cupressaceae
Product: receptor-like protein 19
Exons: 2
Coding region: 1-2466 (821 amino acids)
Molecular function (GO): protein binding
Source: RefSeq, a predicted model, not a curated record